UGUGCGUUUGGUAGCUUCGUGCUUCUCGGUUUUCCCGUACCGCCACCCGGUCCCGCCCGGCUGCCCGCGCGCACUUCGCAUCCUGCAGACGCCCGAGGUGCUCGGGCUGGGAGACUGAGACCCCGGCAUCCGCAGCAGCGUUCGCGGCGGCACUUGCGGAGAUGGCCGGGAAGAAGGCGCGUAAGAACGCGCAACCGAGCCCCGCGCGCACUGAGCUGGAAGAGGAGUGUGCUGCUCAGCUCAGGAGACUGGGAGACAAACUGAAUUUUCGGCAGAAACUUCUGAAUCUGAUAACCAAAUUCUUCUGCUCAGGAACCUGACUGCAACAAAAACUUGUGCAUAAGGGGACUCCUUCGAAAGGGAAGUUUCCCACAAUAGGUGCAAGUGGUACAAAUUUCAUAAAUUCGAAGAGAGGUCUCAUUGCAUGUAAUUGAGAGGAGUGAAAAGGAGCAUUCACUUGCUGUGGAUGCCCUUGAGAAGUGAAGAUGGAAUACCUCAGAAGAAUUUCUGUGGGGGGGGUUUUCAUAUGUCAUUUUUGGGGCUGUGAGAACAUUGUAGAACUACUUUGUUUAUUUGAAAACAACACUUUUUAGUUAGAGAAUUAUUCUGUUAUUUUUGCUGAAGGUCAUUGCCCAGCCUGGUAUAAAAGGAGUUGAAAAUAACAUUAAGGCUGAAAGAAAUAGUUCAGUGUCGGGUUUUUUUUUGUUUUUGUUUUUUUACUU
Messenger RNA from Nycticebus coucang (slow loris), 722 nucleotides. RefSeq names its product phorbol-12-myristate-13-acetate-induced protein 1 (gene PMAIP1). The transcript has 2 exons. The record is from RefSeq and is a predicted model, not a curated record. Gene Ontology annotation, biological process: release of cytochrome c from mitochondria; DNA damage response; apoptotic process. The coding region runs from base 162 to 320 and encodes 52 amino acids. Lineage: Eukaryota; Metazoa; Chordata; Mammalia; Primates; Lorisidae. Gene Ontology annotation, cellular component: mitochondrion.